UACUACUACUACUACUACUACUACUCCUCCUCCUCCUCCUCCUCCUCCGACGACGGAGUACGAUUUAGUAUCGACUGGGGCGGCCGGAGCCAGUCUGAUCCCGGCCCCACGGGCUCGCACCCGCAGAAAAUUUCCCCCCCGGAUUUUCCGACCGUUCCUCUCGACUUCUCGAGUCUCACGACAUCACAAUCGAGACUAUGUUGCGGCUGGCCUGGAGAGCACGGCCGCUGCAGCCGUUGACUCUCCUUCGCUCCGCUCGGUCGGUCUCAUCCAUCGCGCCGCCGCUAAUUCGCAUCCAGAACGGCACCUUCUACGAGAACUAUCCCACCCCCGAAGAUGCCGUCCAAGGCCACAAUCCUCCCCUGUUCCCCGACUUUAACUUCACCCUGCCCUCUCGCUCGACCUCGAAGGGGGACGCCAGCCCCACCCCGCAGACCUGGGCCGUGGUGGGCUCCGCGGGGAGGACGCAGAUGCUCGAUGUCCUCCGCGGGCAAUACAUCUGCACGCCGCCCACCGCGCGCAGCUAUCCAUACCUACUGACCGACGAGAUCGCCCAGAAAGAUCCCCAGCUUCGGUUCGUUGGCAACGCCAUCCAAUACAUUGGGUUCAGUGGGGAAGGCUCUGGCGCCAUUGGAGGCACCCGCGGGGCGUACCUGAGCGCGCGAUACGAGAGUCUCCGCGAGGAAACUGACUGGUCGGUCCGCCAGUACCUCAGGGGCCAGACGUCUCUGAAUCCGCUCGAAUCGGAGCAAGAUGGGAAGAUCCAAGAUGAGCAGUUGCUGACACAGAUCAUCACCGAGCUCCGGCUGGAGGAAUUGCUCGACAUGCCGGUUGCCAACCUGAGCAAUGGUCAGACCCGACGCACCCGGAUUGCAAAGGCCCUCCUCCGCAAGCCCGAAUUGCUCCUCCUCGAUGAUCCCUUCAUGGGCCUCGACCCCGCCACCGUCCGAAGCCUCUCCAGCCUCCUCCAGCGCCUGGCCGCCAAGUCCGACCCCCGACUGGUCCUCGCCCUCCGGCCCCAGGACCCCCUUCCGGACUGGAUCACGCACAUCAUGGUCCUGGGGAACGCGAACCGGGUUCUGCUACAAGCCCCCCGCGCGGACGCGGAGAAGGUGUUCAAAGUCUGGAAGAAAUUCGGCGAUUACGAGAAGCCCUCCGCCAGGGAGGACCCAUGGGUGCACGAGACCUAUGCGCAGGCCAAGGCGUUCAUCGACGCCGGCCAUCUCGAUCGCCAGCUCAUCUGGGAUAUGCGCCUGGCGCCGCUGCAGGGUAAAGGCCGAGUCACGGUGGUCCCACCGUCCUACGCGGCCCGGGGCGGAGAGCCGCUCAUCGAGAUGGAAGGCGUCCGCGUGCAAUACGGCGAGAAAUGCGUGCUGGGAGACUGGACACAGCCGGUCAAGGGCGAGGCGAAAGACGGCCUCCACUGGAAGGUGCGGCGCGGGCAGCGCUGGGCGGUGCUGGGGGCCAACGGGUCGGGCAAGACGACGCUGCUGUCGCUCAUCACGUCGGACCACCCGCAGACAUACGCCCUCCCCAUCCGACUCUUUGGCCGCUCCCGCCUCCCCGAAGCCGGCCAGCCCGGCCUGUCCAUCUUCGAGCUGCAGUCGCGUCUCGGCCACUCCUCCCCCGAAAUCCACGCCUUCUUCCCCCGCCAGCUCACCAUCCGCCAGGCCAUCGAGUCCGCCUUCGCUGAAACCUUCCUCGCCAAACCUGCCCUCAACCACGAGCGCGACCUCGACGUCAGCGCCAUCCUACGCUUCUUCCGCGCCGAACUCGACCCCGAAGCCGCCACCCUCGCCCAGAAACCCGUCAAGGUCACCACCCCACGCGACCUGUUCCCGACCCUCGUCAAAUCUGACACCGACUUCUAUAACCCCGAUCACGGCGUCGAAUACGCCGACACCGUCCGCUUCGGCGAGCUGAGCACCGCCCAACAACGCCUCGUCCUCUUCCUCCGCGCCUUCGUCCACCGGCCCGACAUCGUCAUCCUCGACGAAGCCUUUUCAGGCAUGCCGGCCUCCGUGCGCGACAAAUGUCUCAAUUUCAUCGAACAUGGCGAGUUCGUCCUUAAGCGCGUCAUUCGAGUCCUCCCUGCGCCUCCGGACGCCCGCUUUCGCGGUCUGACCGACGACCAAGCCCUCGUGAUGAUCUCCCACGUCCGCGAGGAAAUUCCCCGCUGCGUGCGCUAUUUCAUGCGGCUCCCGUCGGAUGCCGGCGAACAGCUGGACUUUCGGUUCGGUGCCCUCAAACCCGAACAUACCCUGAGUGACCCGGCGGUCUGGGACAUGGCCUGGGCAGCGGACUUUGAGGCCCGGGCGGUGCCGGCCACAGCCGACCAGGUCCCCGAGGGGGAGCCCGUGAAGGAGGAUUUUGAGACGUAUAAGUGGUUUUCUAUCUGAUAGAGAUGUAUACACGUGUAUAUUAUACCUAGAUGUAUCUUGGUUGCAGGUCCGCCCACGCUCCUCCGGCACUGGCGGCAUGCCAACCAUGUGCCUCUGACGGCGGCGCUGCAGGCAGUGAAGCAGUGAAAGAGGGUCAACGAGCCGAAUCCCCUCAGCAACUCCAACCUACCUUCUGGGCAUUCCUCCAUCCGCGAU
Aspergillus ibericus CBS 121593 is the source of this 2597-nucleotide messenger RNA. RefSeq names its product putative ABC transporter. Gene Ontology annotation, molecular function: ATP binding; ATP hydrolysis activity. The record is from RefSeq and is a predicted model, not a curated record. Bases 198 to 2399 code for a protein of 733 amino acids. The transcript has a single exon. Gene Ontology annotation, cellular component: mitochondrion. Lineage: Eukaryota; Fungi; Ascomycota; Eurotiomycetes; Eurotiales; Aspergillaceae.